Moneuplotes crassus is the source of this 444-nucleotide messenger RNA. NCBI's taxonomy places the organism in Eukaryota, Ciliophora, Spirotrichea, Euplotida, Euplotidae. The record is from the annotation of a GenBank genome assembly.
GGAGGACACAACAUUGCUGUUAGUGAUGAAGAACUUGGCAACAUUGAAGGUCAUUCCAUGGAUACUUACCCUCGAGUCGACAUUGUAUACAAUCCUUGGCAUUACCAACAAAACUUGAUUGAUGAUUAUUGGAAUCGAAGGAAUCAAUAUGAGAGAGAACAGUUCUUACAGAAGACUGCUGAGGAGAUUGACCAUGUAAAGUAUUAUGCUAAAGACAGUAUUGACAAGCUUACAGAUCAAAUUCGUGAAAGUUCUGAGAUUACAAAGCAGAAGCAAAAGGAAAUCAAUGAAGAACGUCGAGAUAUUGAAAUUCUGAAUUCGAAAAUGAAAAAGGAAAAUUUAAGAGAACUUCUUUAUUUACGUGAGAAGGUUGAUGAGAUCAAAAUGAAAGAGUUGCAGAAAGCCUCAAAUAGACUCUAUUUUAGAGCUAACCCUUUAGACUAA